UCUGCCCAUCCCGGAUGCACGUCUCUGUCAAACGCACGCGGCGGGUUUUGCGACGACCAGGUACUUAAUCAAACGCCUUCCUCGCCCAUCCCUUGGAACUGCUCUCCUUCCGUCCUCACUCUACCACAUCCACUCCUGCUGCCAACCAUUGCGCACUGUGCCCGUCGAGAUACAUAUAUCCAAUCCUGCUGCCUACUGUCCAUCCAGUCCAGCCCACUCUUCUCCAACAUACCAAGUCUCGCAGCUUUCAAGACGUCUCCAUCAACCAUACCCUCCACCAAGAAAAUGACCGACAUGAUGCCCGAACCAGCCUCGCGCACCACCAUCCCACGCAACGACAGCUUCUCCGUCGAAGACUUCACCAACGCCUUCAAGGCCUCGGCCAGCAAAUCCAAGACCGGUGACCGAUCAUUCCGCGUCGCCGACUCCAACGUACCCACUGUCCCACCACCAUCAAGAAGCUCAUCAAGACCUGCUUCAGUCUACGGCGACCGGCGGAGAUGAUCCAAGCAUGCAACGUCGAUAUCAUGCUCAAGCAGGUCUUGACAUGACAAGACGACAAUGCAUCGCCUCUUCACACACCAACGACCCUCAACGACAUUUGCCACACCAAAAUCUUGUAUUUACCUGGAAAAACUUAUUCUUGCUUUCGCGAACCCCACCCAGCAGGCGAUUUUCUUUUGGAAGCAUUGGAUUGCUCGAUACCACCUUUUGUAAACGAAGCGGCGACUUCGCACUAUUUUGUUUUAUUGGACUUGAACUGUGGAAAACUGGCGAGAGUGGAAACACAGGCGUUAAGGAAAAUGGAAAGCUCUACUACUACCAAGAGCCGCAGCGGCUGGGAGCUGUACAUAAUAAUGAUUGAUUGAAUCGAAUACUGUAUCUGGUAUUGCGACACUCUUUACUAUCGCAUUUGGCAUUACUGGGGACAACGCUUGCCGCACACGAAGCUGAAAAGCGACGCCAUUGCGGACCCCAGUGUCGUCGCCGAUGCAUGCACGCGACACUGCUACUGCAAAUACCUGGUAGACAGUACGUCAAAGAAACUCUUGCUCUUCAAUGAGCGCCA
Messenger RNA from Cercospora beticola, 1069 nucleotides. Lineage: Eukaryota; Fungi; Ascomycota; Dothideomycetes; Mycosphaerellales; Mycosphaerellaceae. The record is from RefSeq and is a predicted model, not a curated record.